Messenger RNA from Agrilus planipennis (emerald ash borer), 374 nucleotides. Its product is annotated as ubiquitin carboxyl-terminal hydrolase 34-like. Bases 36 to 374 code for a protein of 112 amino acids. Lineage: Eukaryota; Metazoa; Arthropoda; Insecta; Coleoptera; Buprestidae. The record is from RefSeq and is a predicted model, not a curated record. The transcript has 3 exons.
UAAAACAGAGUCACAUUAUACUCAACUUCUUGGCGAUGGAGGGCCGUAUAACAUGCGAACACAUUGAUACGAUAUGGGCCGCAGCUCAAUUAAAACACUGCUCAAAAACUGUACAUGAUUUACUACCAGGCCUCGUGAAGCACCUUCCCGCUCCCCCCGCAUUGCAUCUUUACUCAUUGCUGUUUAAAAUGGAACCCAAGGAGCAUACCGAACAGACUUUAUUUCUAGCAUCGGCAUUAAUUAAAUUUAUCUGGACCAAAGGAGGAGCUGGUGCAGAGGCAGGACUUAUAGGAUUAGCUGCAUCAGCUGCGGGAAUAGCACUCCACAAAUGCCACAGUUCUACCGAAAAUAGCGGUGAAACUUCUGGUCAGUAA